AUGACAAAUGAAUAUUGCUUGAGGUGCUCAGACAGAGGCUUCUUCGACAAGCUGACCAGAGCUGGAGCCGCUCAUGCAGACGGGAAGUACAAGGACUGCACUGCUUUGGCAUGCUUCAUCGACUGCAACCACAGUCUAGUGGUUGCCCAUGGAGCGACCAUUCUCGUGGUAGCUCUGGCCUACAUUUCCAUCUCUAGGCAUGUAAAAGAAGCCACUAGUGCUGCUGUGUCCAGCAACAUGUACGCGUCGCUGGACCACGUCGCCAUCGGCAUGCAGGCUAUCCUGGCAGCCAACCAUUCCGCCUUCGUAGUUGCAGACAAUCUAGCGGCUACGAGCAACAUGAAUCGCUUAUCUCGCGUGGAACAAAACUUGUUCAUGGCGUUCGCAAUGCAGCCGCACGUGGCUGAGAUGUCAUACACCAGCAUCGACGGCUCCUCCUUCACCUACUACCGUGGCAAGGACAGCCGGCCCAGAAAGAUGUUCAUCAGCAGCCGCGGCAAGUGGUACAAGCAGGCCGUUGAUCCGGUGACCGGUGGCCCCGUCGGAUCCGUCACGGCAAUGCCACCGCCGAAGCGCCUGCCAAACGCCGCACGGGCUCUAGCGGACGCCAAGAGCAGCUCACUGGUGGCCCUCGGGGCCGGGUUGGCCCGCCCAAGCAUCCAGGUGGUGGUUUUAUCCGCACCAGUCGGUGACGCCGGCGUGGUCUUCGCCUCCGUCCCUAUUAGGGACGUUCUACCGAUCGUCGAUCGGGCCGCUGUAGGCUUCGGCUCCGUGGACGCAUACUACUCGAUCAUCGACACUAAGCACAACACAUCUACAGGUUAUAAACCUUUGGUCGUUGGUUCUGACGCGAAAAAGAAGAUGGAGGAUCUGUUCUCAGAUAUCAAAUGCACCGCGUCCACCUUUGAAGCUCCCAAGCUAGAGCUCCAUAACGUUCGGAUCGGGUCCCACCAAAGGGAGUACAGAGUCGCGUGCACGAGCUUCAACCUCUCCAUAGGAGUACACCUGGGACUCCGGCUGGUGUGGCAAAAGGAGGCUAUGUUUCCCGAGAUAGGGGUGGCAGUGGUCUCUGUCUUGUGCUUGCUCGCGCUCAUGGUGGUUGUGGCGUGCUUCUUCAUGGCACGGGCGUUGUGGCGGUCGGGGUCGCGGGAGGCAGCGCUCCAGGGUGAGCUCAUGAGGCAGAAGGAAGCGCUCCAGCAGGCAGAGCGCAAGAGCAUGAAUAAGAGCAACGCAUUCGCGUCCGCCAUCCACGACAUCCGCUCCUCGCUUGCCGCCGUCGCUGGACUCAUCGAUGUCUCCCGAACGGAGGCGCGAGCAAAUCCCAACCUCACCUACUACCUCGACCAGAUGAAGAUUGGCACCAACAAGCUCUUUGAUAUACUUAAUACCAUACUAGACAUGGGCAAGGUGGAGUCCGGGAAGAUGCAAUUGGAGGAGGUGCAGUUCAGCAUGGCUGACGUCCUUGAAGAAUCCAUGGACAUGGCGAACGUCGUCGGUAUGUCUAGAGGCAUUGAGGUGAUUUGGGACCCCUGUGACUUCUCUGUUCUUCGAUGCGAUGUUGUCAUCGGUGACUGCAAGCGCUUCAAACAGAUCCUCGACAACCUUCUUGGAAAUGCCAUCAAGUUCACGCACGACGGUCACGUCGUGCUCCGCGCCUGGGCCAACCGCCCUGUCAACAGGACUUCCAUGAUCAACACCCCAUCUAGGUUCGCCCCCCGCUGGCGUGCGAGCGUGUUCUAUCGGUGGCUGCUAGGAACAAGGGAAGAAGGUGCCGAGCAGAAUGCUCGCCGAUCACUUCUUCAGAAUGAUCCUAACGCUAUUGAGUUUUACUUUGAGGUAGUUGAUACAGGUGUUGGGAUCCCAAAGGAAAAAAGGGAAUCUGUGUUUGAAAACUACGUUCAGGUAAAAGAAGGGCAUGGUGGCACCGGCCUAGGCCUAGGCAUCGUUCAAUCCAUUGUACGUUUGAUGGGUGGCGAAAUAAGCAUCAAGGACAAAGAGCCAGGAGAAGCGGGAACGUGCUUCGGAUUAAACGUCUUCCUCAAGAUCAGCGACGCUGAAGAGCACAUCGAGCACGGGAGGGCGGUGCCGUCCCUAUUCAGGGAGCCUGGCUGCUUCAAGGGUGGGCAGUGCGUCCUCCUAGUCCAUGGGGACGAGACCCGGCGAAUCCUCCAUUCAUGGAUGGAGAACGUCGGGAUGAAGGUCUGGCCCGUCCCGCGUGCCGAGCUCCUCGCCCAGACAAUGGAAAAGGCACGCGCCACCGUGGGUGCCUCACAGUCUAGGCCAGCGUCGAUCUCUUCGUCGCAGGGAGGUGGUGAUGACUUGGAAGGUGUAGCUGACCGCUGCUUCAGCUCCAAAGAGAUGGUCACCCAGGUCCUACGGAACAGCAGCGGCAGCCACGUGGGGCACCUCCACCCCUUUGGCCUACUCGUUGUUGUCGACAUCUCCGGUGGGAGGCUCAAUGAGAUCCUCCAGGAGGCGCCGAGCCUCGCGCGGAUCAAGCACCAAGUUCCGUGCAGGGUGGCUUGCAUUACUGACCUCAAGACCUCCUCCGAGGAUUUGAGGAUGCUCAAGGAGGCGGCGAGCUGCGACAUGGACCUGCGCAAGCCGAUCCACGGCUCUCGGCUGCGCCAGCUCCUCCAGGUCAUGAGAGAGCUCCAAGCCUCUCCGUUUCCGCAACAACUUCCGCAUCAGGUUGGGGUCACCAUCAAUGAGCUGCCAACCGCAGAUCAGGCCGCUGCAGCGUCAUCUGAAAUCACAUCUGCGGUGACAGUGCCCCAGGAGCCGCCCAGGCUUGGAGACGACAAGCCUCUGGAGGCCACUGCCGCGUCAUCUGAAACCACGUCUGCGGCGGCAGUGCCCCAGGAGCUUCCCAAGCUUGAAGAUGACAGGCCUCUGGAAGGGAAGCGUGUCCUGCUGGUGGAAGACACGAGGGUGCUGCAGUUUAUCCAAAAGAAAAUGCUGAGCACUCUAGGUGCAACUGUUAUGGUAGCAGCGGAUGGAUCCGAGGCUGUGGCAAUGUUCAUCAAUGCUCUUGAGAUUGCAAGUGGUGGUGCUUCUUCAGAGGAACGGUUGGUCUUGCCCUACGACGUGAUAUUCAUGGAUUGCCAGAUGCCGGUGAUGGAUGGCUAUGAAGCGACAAAGCGCAUCCGCAUGGAAGAAAGCCGUUACGGGAUCCACACCCCAAUCAUCGCGCUGACCGCGCACUCUGAGGAGGAGUACCUGCAGAAGACCAUCCAAGCAGGGAUGGAUCUUCACCUGACUAAGCCAAUACAGAAGGAGCAACUUGUGGAGGUUGUUCAUCAGGUGUGGAAGGAACAUAACUGAUGAAUGAUGAUAUUUGUUUCUCUGGUGGCAUCGAGACGUGUGUAGUUUUCCAGUAAUUAUAUA
This is a messenger RNA of Lolium perenne, 3387 nucleotides long. The record is from RefSeq and is a predicted model, not a curated record. Lineage: Eukaryota; Viridiplantae; Streptophyta; Magnoliopsida; Poales; Poaceae.